AAGUGGUUAAGUCGUGAGCCUUGGCUUUGCUGGUUCAAGAUCCAGCCCCCAAGAGUUAACCUGCAGCACUGCUCCGAGCACUGGGGCAGAGGAUACAGAAGCAUCCGGAGCUCUGCCUUGCAGAGGAAUCAGCAGCUGCCGCAGCGGGUCUGGCAGGUUUCCAAGUGCUGAGACGUCUAAGCCCAGCAAUGUGCGAAGGGAACCAGGUUCUGAAGAGCGCUUUGCUUUACUAGAAUACAGAUACUCUCCUGAGUAGUAGAAUCAGGAGAAAUGGCGAAGCGCACCUUCUCCAUGCUGGAGACAUUCCUGAUUUUCCUCCUUGUGAUGAUGACUGCCAUCACUGUGGCACUUCUCAGCCUCUUGUUUAUCACCAGUGGGACCAUUGAAAACCACAAAGAUUCAGGAAGCCAUGAUUUCUUAACCACUCAACACACCCCAGCAAGCGAGUGUCCCACAGCCACCCACGCCUCUUCAGCGACCCCAGAGCCUCCUCUCUUUCAGAACUUCAGUGGCUACCAUAUUGGUGUUGGGCGAGCUGACUGCACAGGACAAGUAUCAGACAUCAAUUUGAUGGGCUAUGCCAAAGCUGGUCAGAACGCACAAGGCCUGCUCACGCGGUUGUACAGUCGUGCUUUCGUCAUGGCGGAGCCUGAUGGGUCAAAUCGAGUAGCUUUUGUCAGCAUUGACAUCGGCAUGGUGUCCCAGCGCCUCAGGCUGGAGGUCAUGGACAGACUGCAGAAUAAGUACGGAUCCCUGUACAGAAGAGACAAUGUUAUUCUGAGUGGCACUCAUACACACUCAGGCCCAGGAGGAUUUUUCCAGUACACUUUAUUUGUCCUUGCCAGUGAAGGAUUUAACAAUCGAAGCUUUGAGUACAUGGUCUCUGGUAUCAUGAAGAGCAUUGACAUUGCACACCAAAAUAUGAAACCAGGCAAAAUCUUCAUCAAUAAAGGAAAUGUCAUUGGUGUGCAGAUCAACCGAAGCCCUACUUCUUACCUUCAGAAUCCACAGUCAGAGAGAGCAAGGUAUUCUUCAAACACAGAGAGGGAAAUGGUAGUCUUGAGAAUGGUUGAUUUGAAUGGAGCUGAGAUGGGCUUUAUCAGCUGGUUUAGCAUCCACCCAGUCAGCAUGAAUAACACCAACCACCUUGUAAAUAGUGAUAAUGUGGGCUAUGCAUCUUACCUUUUUGAGCAGGAGAAAAACAGAGGAUAUCUGCCUGGCCAGGGGCCCUUUGUAGCAGCCUUUGCAUCAUCAGCCCUAGGAGAUGUGUCCCCUAACAUUCUCGGCCCACACUGCGUCAACACGGGAGAGUCUUGUGACAAUGCCAAUAGCACCUGUCCCAUUGGUGGGCCUAUCAUGUGCAUGGCUCAGGGACCUGGGCAAGAUAUGCUUGACAGCACACAAAUUAUAGGACAGACCUUAUACCAGAGAGCAAAGGAACUGUAUGCCUCUGCCUACCAGGAGGUGACUGGACCAGUGGCUUCAGCUCACCAGUGGGUGAAUAUGACAGAUGUGACAGUCUGGCUCAAUUCUACACAUACGGCAAAAACAUGCAAACCAGCAUUGGGCUACAGUUUUGCAGCUGGCACCACUGAUGGAGUUUCAGGCCUCAACUUUACACAGGGAACAACAGAAACAGAUCCAUUUUGGGAAUCCCUUCGGGACCAGCUCUUGGGCAGACCAUCUAAUGAAAUCAAAGAAUGCCAUAAGCCAAAGCCAGUCCUUCUUCACACUGGAGAGAUGACAAUACCUCAUCCCUGGCAUCCAGAAAUUGUUGAUGUUCAGAUUAUUACUGUUGGAUCUUUGGCCAUAGCUGCUGUCCCUGGAGAGUUUACGACUAUGUCUGGACGAAGACUUCGAGAGGCAGUUCAAGCAGAAUUUGCAUCAUAUGGGAUGAAGGAUAUGACUGUUGCCAUUUCAGGUCUAUGCAAUGUUUACACACAUUAUAUUACCACCUAUGAGGAAUACCAGGCUCAGCGGUAUGAGGCAGCAUCUACAAUUUAUGGACCACAUACUUUGUCCGCUUACAUCCAGCUCUUUAAAACUCUUGCUAAGGCCAUUGCUACGGACACAGUAGCUAACAUGAGCAGCGGUCCGGAGCCUCCAGUUUUCAAACAACUGAUAGCUCCACUUAUCCCUAAUAUUGCGGAUAGAGCACCAAUAGGCAGAAACUUUGGGGAUGUUCUGGACCCAGUGAAACCUGAAUACAGAGUGGGAGAAGUUGCUGAAGUUACAUUUGUAGGUGCUAACCCAAAGUAUUCAGCAGAAAACCAAACCCAUGAGACCUUCCUCACUGUGGAGAAAUAUGAAGACACUACAGCUGCCUGGCAUAUACUGUAUAAUGAUGCCUCUUGGGAGACUCGAUUUUAUUGGCACAAAGGAACACUGGGUCUGAGCAAUGCAACAAUUGAAUGGCAUAUUCCAGAGACUGCCCAGCCUGGAAUCUAUAGAAUAAGAUAUUUUGGACAUCAUCGGAAGCAUGAAAUUCUGAAGCCUGCAGUCAUACUUUCAUUCGAAGGCACUUCCUCUGCUUUUGAAGUUGUAACUACUUAGUGAAAAACUGACAGAUAUUUAAAGAGAAGCUUUAAUCCAUGUGCAUUAUGUAACUGGUUCCACAUAAGUGUGACUCACCAUUUGGACUUCUAUAAUUGUCCCUGUUUAGGGACAGAUAGUUUACUGCUGGGACAGAGUCGUGUGCAUGUGUGUGUGUGCGUGUGUGUAUGUGUGUAAAAAAGAAAAAGAGGAAGGGAGAGGGAAGAGGGAGGA
Molecule: messenger RNA, 2766 nt
Organism: Chinchilla lanigera (long-tailed chinchilla)
Lineage: Eukaryota; Metazoa; Chordata; Mammalia; Rodentia; Chinchillidae
Gene: Asah2
Product: N-acylsphingosine amidohydrolase (non-lysosomal ceramidase) 2
Exons: 22
Coding region: 271-2553 (760 amino acids)
Biological process (GO): long-chain fatty acid biosynthetic process; ceramide catabolic process; sphingosine biosynthetic process
Cellular component (GO): extracellular region
Molecular function (GO): N-acylsphingosine amidohydrolase activity
Source: RefSeq, a predicted model, not a curated record